Blepharisma stoltei is the source of this 495-nucleotide messenger RNA. The record is from the annotation of a GenBank genome assembly. NCBI's taxonomy places the organism in Eukaryota, Ciliophora, Heterotrichea, Heterotrichida, Blepharismidae.
AUGGUAGGGCAAGAAAUUAGCGACGUGAAGAUCAGUACAGUUUUAAAGAUAGUAACCUUAAUCUCAGGGAUUGCUCUUGCAGCUUUAGCAAUCUAUAAGUUUACUGCUUUAGGAAUAUUUGAUGCCCGCGAUUUCUGUCUGACUUGCUACUAUAUAAUAUUUGGAAUCCUUAUAGCCCUAUCAGAAAUGCCUUGCAAGUGCUUAAUGUCCUGCACUUCAUUUUUAGGGUUUUACAUUGGUAAAGCUAUCUUCUGCAUUUUCCUCGGUACGAUUGUAUUUAAUAAAGGAAAUGCUUUUUUCUUGAUCUUAGCAGUGGCAUUUUGGUGUGAAGGGAUUCUUUACUUUGUUCUUGCCUGCUCUUGUAAAUCGAAGCUUGUUAAUAAAGAUGACGAAGAAACAGAUGAAGUGAAAGAAAAACCAAAAGAAGAAGAGCAAAACGGUUUUAAAUCUGUUGAUUUGCAAGGAUCAGGAGCUGAUAAUAGCUCUGCAGUUUAA